GAUUGGAGUGGUGAUAGAGAAGUAUAUAAACAGCUGAUGGAUUCGUCAUUUAAACGAUUAACGAUUCACGCAAAACAAGACACACAACCUCCUCCAACUUGCCUUUCAUCUGAUCUUGCCUUUCAUCUGACCACCUCGAUUGACGCAAUCCCUUGCAUCAUAUCUGCGAGUAACAAUCAUGAAGCUCAACACCUCCAUUGCCGCCCUCGCGACCCUCAGCGUGGCCUCCGCCGCCACACUGAACCCGUCUCCGCGUUCCGGCACAAAGCUCACGCAGAGCCAGGCGGCCUCGCGGCUGAGCGCGGCGGGCAUCACCUCGUACUCGUCGGGCGGCUGCACAGACCGCACCAACCCGACGUGCACGUCCUACGAGGGCGUGUACUCGGGCACCGUGGACGGGGCCGUCACGCUCAAGGGCGCCUGCGGGUGCGCGCUCGUCAUCACGGGCGGCACCGAGACGGGCCACGCGAGCGGGACGUACUCGCACGCCAACGGGUACAAGUUUGACUUCAGGAAGAACACGCAGCUGGAUGCGUAUGUCAAGAACAGCUUCACCCGGAUCGCGGAUCGUGGCGAUGGCUAUGCCCAGUGGAAGAGCGCUGCGGGGAACAUCUACUGUGAUGAGGGUAACCACUGGGACGUGACAUACUACUAAAUCAUGGAGAAUGAGCAUGGGAACGAGGAAUAAAUCCAUACGCUAGGCAUAGUAACAAAUAUGUUCAUUGCAUUUUUUGCACAAGUCAUCUAUGUACCGAGCAUGAUGCCGUUACAAAGAC
Molecule: messenger RNA, 776 nt
Organism: Microdochium trichocladiopsis
Lineage: Eukaryota; Fungi; Ascomycota; Sordariomycetes; Xylariales; Microdochiaceae
Exons: 3
Coding region: 179-655 (158 amino acids)
Source: RefSeq, a predicted model, not a curated record